Molecule: messenger RNA, 2097 nt
Organism: Carassius auratus (goldfish)
Lineage: Eukaryota; Metazoa; Chordata; Actinopteri; Cypriniformes; Cyprinidae
Product: renin-like
Exons: 11
Coding region: 801-1904 (367 amino acids)
Biological process (GO): angiotensin maturation
Molecular function (GO): aspartic-type endopeptidase activity
Source: RefSeq, a predicted model, not a curated record
CUUUAAUUUCUUUAGGUUGGUGGUAUGUCAGUGGUGCAGGUUUUUGCAGAGGCCACAGACCUUCCUGCGAUCCCGUUCAUCUUUGCCAAGUUUGAUGGAGUGUUAGGGAUGGGAUAUCCAGAUGUAGCCAUUGAUGGAAUUACACCCGUGUUUGAUCUGCUUUAUCAACACAGAAAUUAAUUAUCCAAGCACCUGCAAUAUCUGCAAAAGAAGCAACUUAGAAAAAGUAAAGGGUCAGAGUAAAACUGAAGAAAAUGCCCUCCAUACGAGAAACCCUGAAGGAAAUGGGUGUCACAGCAGCUCAAGUGCUUUCUGAGAUUAUGCCAAAAUAUGACGAACCUUCACCCACAAACAGCACAGCUUCUGUCCCUCUGAUCAACUACUUAGAUACUCAAUACUUUGGUGAGAUUAGUAUUGGUUCACCAGCUCAGAUUUUCAAUGUUGUGUUUGACACGGGUUCUGCCAACCUCUGGGUUCCUUCACACAGCUGUUCUCCUUUAUUCUGCAAUUGCACAUACUACGUGAUUGAGCUGUUUGACCUUUGAACUUUAAUUUCUUUAGGUUGGUGGUAUGUCAGUGGUGCAGGUUUUUGCAGAGGCCACAGACCUUCCUGCGAUCCCGUUCAUCUUUGCCAAGUUUGAUGGAGUGUUAGGGAUGGGAUAUCCAGAUGUAGCCAUUGAUGGAAUUACACCCGUGUUUGAUCUGCUUUAUCAACACAGAAAUUAAUUAUCCAAGCACCUGCAAUAUCUGCAAAAGAAGCAACUUAGAAAAAGUAAAGGGUCAGAGUAAAACUGAAGAAAAUGCCCUCCAUACGAGAAACCCUGAAGGAAAUGGGUGUCACAGCAGCUCAAGUGCUUUCUGAGAUUAUGCCAAAAUAUGACGAACCUUCACCCACAAACAGCACAGCUUCUGUCCCUCUGAUCAACUACUUAGAUACUCAAUACUUUGGUGAGAUUAGUAUUGGUUCACCAGCUCAGAUUUUCAAUGUUGUGUUUGACACGGGUUCUGCCAACCUCUGGGUUCCUUCACACAGCUGUUCUCCUUUAUUCACAGCCUGCUUCACACACAACAGGUAUGAUGCUUCCAGAUCCAAAACGCAUAUUUACAACGGCACAGGAUUCUCCAUCCAGUACGCUUCCGGAAAUGUCCGGGGAUUUCUGAGCAAGGACGUGGUUGUAGUUGGUGGUAUGUCAGUGGUGCAGGUUUUUGCAGAGGCCACAGACCUUCCUGCGAUCCCGUUCAUCUUUGCCAAGUUUGAUGGAGUGUUAGGGAUGGGAUAUCCAGAUGUAGCCAUUGAUGGAAUUACACCCGUGUUUGAUCAAAUCAUGUCUCAACAUGUUCUGAAACAGAAAGUCUUCUCAGUGUACUACAGGAGGGACACAACACAUGUCCCUGGUGGAGUGUUGGUGCUGGGGGGCACAGACCCAAACUACUACACUGGAUCCUUUCACUACAUGAACACCAAAGAGGAAGGCAAGUGGGAGGUCAUCAUGAAGGGCGUGUCUGUAGGUGCAGAUAUGUUGUUUUGCAUGGGCGGCUGUACUGCUGUGAUUGAUACAGGCUCCUCCUACAUCACAGGCCCCGCCUCCUCUAUUUCCAUUCUAAUGAAAACAAUUGGUGCUGUUGAGCAUGCAGAGGGAGGGUACACUGUCAACUGUAAUUUGGUCAAGUUGUUGCCAACUGUGACUUUUCAUCUGGGUGGUCAGGAAUAUUCUCUCACGGAAGAGGACUAUAUUCUCUGGCAGUCAGAGUUCGGGGAGGACAUCUGCACUGUGAUGUUCAACGCUCUGGAUGUGCCGCCCCCUACUGGUCCCAUCUGGAUCCUGGGGGCGAACUUUAUAGCUCGAUACUAUACAGAAUUUGAUCGGGGAAAUAAUCGCAUUGGCUUUGCUCGGGCAGUUUGAAAAACACGUAUUUUUCUGCUAUUAUAAAUUCAGAUUGCUAUUACAUUGAUACGUGCAUAACAACAGGACACACAGGACACUUUAUCUAUCACAAUAAUAGCUGGUAACUUAAGUUAUAGCUUUCUUUGUGAACAAAAGGUUUAAGCAUCAUUUAAAAAAGUACUUACUAUUGAAUUAAUUUAACAGAAUAUGC